This is a messenger RNA of Microsporum canis CBS 113480, 780 nucleotides long. RefSeq names its product U2 small nuclear ribonucleoprotein A. The record is from RefSeq and is a predicted model, not a curated record. The coding region runs from base 1 to 780 and encodes 259 amino acids. Gene Ontology annotation, cellular component: U2 snRNP. The transcript is spliced from 4 exons. Gene Ontology annotation, molecular function: protein binding; U2 snRNA binding. Gene Ontology annotation, biological process: mRNA splicing, via spliceosome. NCBI's taxonomy places the organism in Eukaryota, Fungi, Ascomycota, Eurotiomycetes, Onygenales, Arthrodermataceae.
AUGCGUCUCACAGUUGAAUUGAUCCAGAAUUCACUCUCAUACCUCAACCCUUUAAAAGAGCGCGAGCUAGAUCUUCGAGGGCACAAAAUUCCUGUCAUUGAGAAUUUCGGAGCGGCCAAGGACCACGAUGCAAUCGAUUUCACCGAUAACAGCAUCUCCUCGAUAUCUAACUUCCCCUUCUCACCACGAUUACGGUCUCUUCUUCUUGCCCGGAAUCGCGUCUCCCACAUCCAACCCUCGCUAGCCACCUCAAUUCCGAACCUGACAACCUUGAUCCUCACAGCAAACAAUUUCUCAGAGCUAGCGGAUCUAGAACCGCUCAAGACGUUCCCAAAAUUAACGCAUUUAAGCCUGUUAGAGAACCCAGUGACGAGGAAAGAGCAUUACCGAUACUGGAUAAUCUGGAUCGCGCCAACAGUACGCUUCUUAGAUUAUCAGAAAGUAAAAGAUGCCGAACGUGAAAAGGCAAAAGAACUAUUUGGGCCAUCGACAAAACAGCCUACGGCCUUGGCGUCGAAAAUACUAGGAAUAAAGUCUCGCGCAUUCGACAUAUCUGCUACCAUCGGUACAGCUGCAUCUCCCUCUUCAUCAGGCGGUGUGGGCGGCGAAAAGCCACUGCGGGUUAAACUGACGCCCGAGGAGAGGAAGCGGGUUGAGAAGUUGAUUAGAGAAGCCAAGAGUUUGCAGGAGAUCACAAAAUUGGAAAAGGAGUUGAACGAAGGGCGAAUACCGCGUGGUGCUGCCGAUGCUGAUGCUGAUAAUGAUGUUGAGAUGUCUUGA